Molecule: messenger RNA, 2571 nt
Organism: Brettanomyces bruxellensis
Lineage: Eukaryota; Fungi; Ascomycota; Pichiomycetes; Pichiales; Pichiaceae
Exons: 1
Coding region: 1-2571 (856 amino acids)
Biological process (GO): intracellular protein transport; exocytosis; Golgi to plasma membrane transport
Cellular component (GO): membrane; exocyst
Source: RefSeq, a predicted model, not a curated record
AUGUCUCUUGCAGAUGGAACUCCAAGUACUAACUCUCUUCUAGAUAGUAGUAGUCAGAACCAGUCAUCACUAGAUACAUCAAAGUCCGGGUCAGCGGAUACUCUUGGAGCACACUCACUUAUAAAGUUCUCUUUGACAUCAGAUGACUAUCUUGAUCAAUUUGUGCCAAUAAUUAGAUCAGAGCUACAGAGCAAAGACAACCUCAGCGAUUUAAUAUUGAAUAUUGAGACUGUUACAAACGAGAAGCAGGAUACGCUACAAGGCGUUUCGUUCAAUUCUGUCGAUGAUGUUACCGAUUCAGUGGACCGAAUACGGAAAAUAACGCAUUCAUCUUCAGAACUUGCCAAGAACUUAGACGCAAUGAAUAAGCAAUUGGGUAUCACUGGAAAAUCGUUUGCCGAAGAAAGAAAGAAUGCAUUAAAAUACAAAAGACUGAACAGCAAAAUUGAUCAAACGUCAUCAACAAUCAAUUCAUGUCUUGAAAUGCUUGAAAGGGCAAAUAAAGUGCUCGAGUUAAUACGACGGAAGGAAUUCUUUAAGGCCCUUGCAAAUCUUCAGCUAUUGGCCGGUACAGAUUUUGAAGAAGUGGAACAGUUUGAUUUUGGCGUAAGGAUAUACCAAUCAAUCUCCACAUUUAGACACAUGAUUAUAGAGGAGACAUUUAACCAGUUGUUGAAGUGGUUGAACUUGAGUAUGGAGAAGAAGCUCUCAGAUAUCGGAGAGAACCUGUUUGAUAAUCAUAAACGUAUAAUCGACUCUUGGAUGAAAAAGCAACGAAAUGAUAAAAGCCUUCUUGCGUUUAAGGUGAAUUCGCCUAUAGAGAAAACCUUAAGGGAAGAAGUGCUUAGGAAUUUUGACCCUCUAUCCAAUGAGGCAAUUCAUGUUGAUAUAAGUCCCCUAUACCAAUCAAUUUUGGUUUUUGAAGCAGUCGAUAAGAUAGAUAAAUUAAAGGAGGACUUUGGGAAUGAGAUGCUUAGACGAAGAGAUCGCUUGAUAUAUCCAAUUAAUGAAGCAUUAGCCAACAAUAAUCUUGAUGUGCUGUCUUCUAUGGAGUCAAUGACAAUUUUAAUAUACUCACUAUCUGCAUUUUUUGUUAGUGAUCGCUAUUUAUCUAGGAAAACUACAUUCCGGAUUCGUUCCUCUAAGCAGACAGAUAGUCUGUUUGAUUCUGUGGUUUCAAAAUUUACGGUAUUGCUGAAAAGAUAUAUACAAACCAAAAUUACCGAUGUCAAACAAGCUUUGCAGCUAUUGGACAUAAUUGGCUGUUUUAUGCAAAUAAUGGAUAGCUGGGACUUUGAUACGGAUCGGCUUUAUGAUGUGUUGAUUGAUUUAUUCAAGGUGUACAUUACACUGUCAGUAUCAAACUUCCAAAAGGAGUACAUGGAUCUUUCACUGGAUGACGAUUCGCAACCAAUUACUGUUGACACCCCAAAGCAGCUUUCAGGAAUCAAGGACAGUUGUUUCUAUGAACUGGCUAAUUUGGAUUUGGAGUUUCCUGUUACGCUUCCGUAUUCAAUUAUCUAUCCGGGUGCUUGUCUCCGUUUGAGAACCUUCAUCCAUGGCUUGUAUGUGUUUUUAGAAACAUAUUACGCAAAACGAUUGGAUAUAUUAUCUCAAAUGAUAUCACGGGCCGUUGAUAAAGUGUUGGUGGAUGUUAUAUUAAAAGAUUUGGACAACAAAGUUCAUUCGUCUUACAAGGAAGAGGUGUCGCAAAAUUUGAUCAAUUUGGAAUUUUUUUCCAAUUCGGUUGAGGGGGUUGAGAAAUACUUAAAUCAUUCGACCGAUUCGGCAAUACUGAGAACUAGAACGCCAUCUAAUCAGGUGAAAUUGCAUGCACAGGUCCAAUUUAAGGAAAUUCGAAAAAGAGCUGAAGCGGGCAUGUUUAGCAUGGUUGAUGGUAAAGUGGACAUGUUAUUUGAGAUGGUUGACUUUGAAUGGGACUCGAGCUCUAUGAAUGAUGAGCCAAGUAUUGGUAUAAAGGACAUGGGUCUCUACUUGGAAAACAUGUUUAAAUUAGACUUUUCGCACCUUCCCUAUUCAAUGAGGACUUUACUGUUGAAACGAUCCUUUGAAAAAAUUACGACGCAUAUGAAGAAUUCAAUUUUUGACGCUGAUAUCAUUACAACGGAGGCUAUUGGUAACUUUGAGCUGGAUAUCAAAUAUAUCGAAUCGCUCAUACCCGAAUUAAUAGUUGCUGGGGGGGAUGUUGAAAGCCACAAGGUGGAUAGUGAUAAAAGUAACAAGGAGCUUGAAAAUAUGUUUGUUACGUUGAAGGAAAUAAUAUCAUUGUUAAAAGACGGGAAUUCGCAAGCUGUCCCUAAUGAAGAGGAUAAAGCAUCGAAAUGCAAGUUAAUAAAACCCAAAGAGGCUGAAAUUUUACUCUCAAAACUUCGAAAUUAUCAACCGACAUCUGCUACUUCACCUCGGGGCACAUUAUCAUCAGAGGGAAGAUCUUCUACAUUUUCGGAGGAUGUGGUUAACGUGCCUUCUAGAUCUUUACUUUCUGAGCUCAAGAGAUCAGCAACUACAGCUUCUUUCAGUGGAUUUUCUUUCAAAAAGAACCGAGAGUGA